Molecule: messenger RNA, 1266 nt
Organism: Ixodes scapularis (black-legged tick)
Lineage: Eukaryota; Metazoa; Arthropoda; Arachnida; Ixodida; Ixodidae
Product: chitinase-3-like protein 1
Exons: 10
Coding region: 1-1266 (421 amino acids)
Biological process (GO): carbohydrate metabolic process; chitin catabolic process
Cellular component (GO): extracellular region
Molecular function (GO): chitin binding; chitinase activity
Source: RefSeq, a predicted model, not a curated record
AUGACUAUGGAGAAGAGUGUGGGUUGCUGGUGUGGCCUCGACUGGCAAAGUUGUGGGUUCGGGGACAAAGGUGAUGUGGUCCAGGGUCGACUAAUGCAGCAGCCUGGAAAACGGGUCCGGUACAAGUCGCACGAUAAAGGCAUUCCCACGGCAGUGAAAGACGAGGAAGAAAUCCAUGACAUCAAGCGAGCGUUCGAAGAAAACUCUCGCUCGCCCACGGACGCCAAACUUCUGUGCCGGUUCACGCCGAGCUACAGGGAAGGCGUCUACCCCUACGGAGUGUGCACCCACUUCAUCUACGCCAGCGUGCCCAACCACCCAAGCGCCGAGAACCGUCGUCACAAAGACGUCCUCUACUCCUACGACCCUAAUGCCUUUCGGAAGUUCCUGCACGUGCGCGAGACCGCGCCCGACGUCCGUCUUCUGCUCUCCGUGGACGUGGAGGCCAUGCUGCGGACCGGCUGGAGUGCCCAGCGCUUGGCUAAGGACGCGAGGGUCUGGCUGGACAGGAGCGGCGUCGACGGACUCCAUCUGUCCGGGCUGGAUGUGUUGCCCAGAAGUAUCCAUAACGUCUUGGGCAUCAUCACGGCUCUUCGCGCCUCUUUCAGAGACCGGUACCUGAUCACCAUCGGCGUCGAUCGUACCCAGAAAACGGUGGAGCAAGAUCUCCUCGCCAUCCUGCGGACGGUGGACUUCGCCAGCUUCCAGACGAGCAGGGUAAGGCACACCGACGCACGGACGACCUUGGUGAAUCCGUACGGCAAGUACGAAAACAACACCUCCACCUUCUUUUUCAACUACGAAGUGGAGAGGCUCGCCCAGUUGGCAGCCAAGGAACCCAAAUCCCGGGUCUGCUUCACUCUGACGCUCGGCGGCAACCAGUUCGAGCUGGAAGACGCGACCCAGCACGGACUCGGAGCCCCGGCCAAGCACACGAAAGACGCCUCGUACUCUGAGAUCUGCAAGCGAGACUGGGAUGAAGUGAAAUACAUCGCUCCAGCGUUGGGCUUCUACGCCCACAAGGGCAAAACUUGGGUCGGCUACGACACAGAAAAGACCAUCGCAUCCAAGGUCCGGAAGGCUCUGGAGAGGUACCCCGGUUUCUGCGUGAUGCUCGUCCAGGUGGACAGGGACGAUUACGAGGGGGCCUGCUCGGAGAAGCACUUUCCCCUGGCGCAGAGCGUCAAGCAAGCCCUCUUACAGCCCCACAGGACCCGCAGCAGGUCAUUGCUCCUCUUCUGUAUUCCACGCCGUGACGGGAGUUAA